UCUUUUCCCGAUGUGCUUCGCGGUGCGCGAGGGGUAACGGUAGUUGUAGUCCAGCCGGCCCUGCCCUUCGUGCUGGUCCAGCCACCGACAGGAUGUCGGAGGUACGACUGCCACCGCUACGAGCCCUGGACGACUUUCUUCUGGGGUCGGCACGCCUGGCGGUUCCAGAUCCUUGCGACACGCAGCGUUGGUGCCAUCGUGUCAUCAAUAACCUUCUCUACUAUCAAACUAACUACCUUCUAUGCUUCGGUUUCAGUCUCGCUCUGGCCGGGUACAUACGCCCGUUGCACACGCUCCUAAGCGCUCUGACAGUGGUGGUGGCCCUGGGCGGACUGAUGUGGGCAGCUGAGACCCGAGCAGCUGUGCGCCGCUGCCGUCGAAACCACCCGGCUGCCUGCCUGGCUGCAGUGCUGGCCAUUGGCUUCCUCGUCCUCUGGGUCACCGGUGGCGCUUACACCUUCCUGCUCAGCAUCGCCGGGCCAGUGCUUUUGAUCCUGGUGCACGCCUCCCUGCGCCUGCGCAACCUUAAAAACAAGAUUGAGAACAAGAUCGAAAGCAUUGGUCUCAAGCGGACACCAAUGGGGCUGAUCCUAGAGGCGCUGGGACAAGAGCAGGAGGCUGGAUCCUAGGUUCCUAGGAUCUGUACCCUAACUGAAAGAAUACAACCCCCCAACUUCCACCCAGACAUAAGACCCUAACCCUUUUCCCAGCCCUUGAUAUAGGCAUCCUGAGCUCCUUGCCCUCCUCCCACUCCACAAAAAGGGACAAAACAUCAAGCUAUCUAUGACAGCCCCCAUCCUGGUCCAAAACAAGGCUAUCCCUCUCUCACAUACAGCCCCCAUUAUCCUGGAAACCACAGCCCUAGACUUGGGACCAACAUUGAGCCCCAAAUCUGGGGCUUAAGACCAGAACAUCCAUGGCCAGUAGCAAACUGGAUAAGGAGACAUUCCUAACCCCAGUCCUCCAUCUCCCCUGUUCAGCCUCAAAGCUGAGGUUUGGGGCAAAGUAUUAUAACAUCUUGACUCCAAGUUCCAAGCAUUUCAGCCCUCAUUCAGGUGGGAUCAGACACUCUGACCCUGCUGCUCCUCUGAUCCCAGGUGACCACAGUCAGUCCCACUUCGUACUCCUCCCACCCAUUUCCCCAUGUAUGUUCCAGGACCAAGGGAUGGAAGCAUAUAUAUCAGUGUUUGCUGCAACAAUAAAAAUUGUUGCUUCUUUCAAGUCAA
Messenger RNA from Ochotona princeps (American pika), 1226 nucleotides. It is a transcript of the gene PRAF2, whose product is annotated as PRA1 domain family member 2. Bases 93 to 629 code for a protein of 178 amino acids. The transcript has 3 exons. The record is from RefSeq and is a predicted model, not a curated record. Gene Ontology annotation, cellular component: membrane. Lineage: Eukaryota; Metazoa; Chordata; Mammalia; Lagomorpha; Ochotonidae.